Messenger RNA from Neomonachus schauinslandi (Hawaiian monk seal), 3048 nucleotides. RefSeq names its product zinc finger and BTB domain containing 41 (gene ZBTB41). The transcript is spliced from 10 exons. Bases 113 to 2845 code for a protein of 910 amino acids. Lineage: Eukaryota; Metazoa; Chordata; Mammalia; Carnivora; Phocidae. The record is from RefSeq and is a predicted model, not a curated record. Gene Ontology annotation, molecular function: protein binding.
UCGGGCACGCCCCUCCAGAAGCUGUUAACCAAGACAAUCUAGUUUUUUGUUUUUUUAAAUAAAUCCUUUAAGACACUUAUGAAGUUUCUUGUUCUGAAAUUGUUGUACUGCAAUGAAGAAAAGGAGAAAGGAUACUUCAAAUCUUGACGAGAAGAUCCAUCUAGGCUAUCAUAAAGAUUCUUCAGAAGGCAAUGUUGCAGUGGAGUGUGACGAAGUAACCUAUACUCAUUCCACAGAAAGACCAAUUCCUGAAGCUCUUCACUGUUACCAGGAACUUCCUCCUUCUCCAGAUCAGAGAAAACUUUUGAGUUCUUUGCAGUAUAACAAGAAUUUGCUGAAGUAUUUAAAUGAUGAUAGGCAGAAGCAACCAUCUUUCUGUGACUUACUUAUCAUAGUAGAAGGCAAAGAAUUUAGUGCACAUAAAGUUGUUGUUGCUGUUGGCAGUAGUUAUUUUCACGCGUGUUUGAGCAAAAAUCCAAGCACUGAUGUUGUCACCCUGGAUCACGUAACACACUCAGUUUUUCAGCAUUUGCUUGAAUUUCUUUACACAUCAGAAUUUUUUGUGUACAAAUAUGAAAUACCUCUUGUUUUAGAGGCAGCAAAAUUUCUGGACAUUAUAGAUGCAGUUAAGUUGCUAAAUAAUGAAAAUGUUGCCACUUUUCAGUCUGAGCUGGCUGAAAAGUCAUCACCAGAAGAAACACUAAGUGAAUUAGCUGGAAGACUAUCAAAUAAUCAUCAGUGUAAAUUCUGUAGUAGACAUUUUUGUUAUAAAAAGUCUUUAGAGAAUCAUUUGGCUAAAACUCAUAGGUCCCUUUUAUUAGGGAAAAAACAUGGGUUAAAAAUGCUGGAGAGAAGUUUUUCCACAAGAAGAUCGAAAAGGAAUCGGAAGUGUCCUGUUAAGUUUGAUGACACCAGUGAUGAUGAACAAGAAAGUGGUGAUGGGUCAGACAAUUUGAAUCAAGAAAAUUUUGAUAAGGAAAAGUCAGACAGAAAUGAUUCUGAGGACCCUGGAAGUGAAUAUAAUGCUGAAGAAGAUGAACUAGAGGAGGAAAUGUCAGAUGAAUACUCUGACAUUGAAGAACAAAGUGAAAAAGAUCAUAAUGAUGCAGAAGAGGAACCUGAGGCUGGUGAUUCUGUAGGAAAUAUUCAUGAGGGGUUAACUCCUGUAGUCAUUCAGAACAGUAACAAAAAAAUAUUGCAAUGUCCUAAAUGUGAUAAAACAUUUGACCGCAUAGGGAAAUAUGAGAGCCACACACGUGUUCACACAGGUGAGAAGCCCUUUGAGUGUGAUAUUUGUCACCAGCGCUAUUCAACAAAGUCUAACCUAACUGUUCACAGAAAGAAGCACAGUAAUGAAACAGAAUUUCAUAAGAAGGAGCACAAGUGCCCUUACUGUAAUAAACUUCAUGCAAGCAAGAAGACUUUAGCCAAGCAUGUUAAGAGAUUUCACCCUGAAAAUGCACAAGAAUUUAUUUCCAUUAAGAAGACCAAGAGUGAAAGUUGGAAAUGUGACAUUUGUAAGAAAUCUUUUACUCGAAGACCACACUUGGAGGAACAUAUGAUUCUACAUUCUCAAGAUAAACCUUUUAAGUGUACCUAUUGCGAAGAACAUUUCAAAUCACGAUUUGCACGGUUAAAGCAUCAAGAAAAGUUCCAUCUGGGUCCUUUUCCAUGUGAUAUAUGUGGUCGCCAGUUUAAUGACACUGGAAAUUUGAAACGCCAUAUAGAAUGUACCCAUGGUGGAAAGAGAAAAUGGACUUGCUUUAUCUGUGGAAAAUCAGUACGAGAAAGAACUACUUUGAAAGAACAUUUGAGAAUCCACAGUGGAGAAAAACCUCAUCUUUGUAGUAUUUGUGGGCAAAGUUUCCGUCAUGGAAGUUCAUACAGACUUCACUUACGAGUACAUCACGAUGAUAAAAGAUAUGAAUGUGAUGAAUGUGGGAAAACGUUUAUUCGUCAUGACCAUCUUACAAAGCACAAAAAAAUACAUUCGGGUGAGAAGGCUCAUCAAUGUGAAGAAUGUGGAAAAUGUUUUGGUCGUAGGGAUCAUCUCACUGUUCAUUACAAAAGUGUACACCUGGGAGAGAAAGUGUGGCAAAAAUACAAAGCAACCUUUCAUCAAUGUGACGUUUGUAAGAAAAUUUUUAAAGGCAAAUCAAGUCUAGAAAUGCAUUUUCGGACGCAUUCAGGUGAAAAACCAUACAAGUGUCAAAUUUGUAAUCAAUCUUUUAGAAUUAAGAAAACUUUAACAAAACACCUGGUUAUUCAUUCUGAUGCCCGACCUUUCAACUGUCAGCACUGUAAUGCAACAUUUAAGCGGAAAGACAAGCUGAAAUACCACAUUGACCAUGUUCAUGGCAUAAAAUCUCCUGACGAUCCUCUCAGUACUUCUGAGGAAAAACUUGUAUCUUUGCCAGUAGAAUACUCAUCUGAUGAUAAAAUCUUUCAAACAGAAACAAAACAAUAUAUGGACCAGCCCAAAGUUUAUCAGUCAGAAGCCAAGACUUUGUUACAGAACGUGUCUGCUGAAGUGUGUGUUCCAGUAACAUUGGUUCCAGUUCAGAUGCCGGACACUCAGAGUGAUCUGGUGCGUCAUACAACCACGCUGCCACCACCUUCUCAUGAGAUCUUGUCGCCGCAGCCACAAGCAACUGAUUACCCCCGAGCAGCUGAUUUAGCUUUUCUGGAAAAGUAUACUCUCACUCCUCAACCUGCAAAUAUAGUUCAUCCAGUACGACCUGAACAAAUGCUAGAUCCUAGAGAACAGUCUUAUCUUGGAACAUUACUAGGCCUUGAUAAUGCUACUGCUGUACAAAGUAUUUCUAAUAAUGAGCAUCAUUCAUGAGUAAAUCUAAACAUUCCACAGACUUUUUUGAUGGUUAUGUGCUAAUGGUAGCCUAGACUGAUGGCUUUUAAAUUAGUAAGGCUGCUAUUUUUUCAUUUUCUCUAGUUUCUCCAGUCCUCAGAACCAUUUCAAAUCAAGAAAAAUAUGUAUAUCUGUUUACUGAACAUAUGAAUGAAUAUUUGGACACAUUUUGAGGUAUAAUA